AUGCCCGGGUUGCCCCCGCGCGCUGCAAAGCAGAUGCGCUCGAGCCGCGGAUUUAGAAGGACGGACCCUGGUGGCGGCGCCAGGUGGGCGCGAAGUGAAACGCAGCCGGCCUUUGCGGCGGCGCCGGUAGAAACCUUAGACUCUGCUAGGUCCCAGCAUGAGGCUUGCGCCAUCUGCUUGGAGGCCCUGGAUGACUGUAGCUUUAACCACCCCUGCGGCCAGGGACAUAGACUGCACUACGACUGCACGCUGCACUUCCUCUCCUCCGCGCUGUCUCUGCCGCUUUCGGACGAGAGCCCCGGCCCCUUGCUGCGCCAAGAGGCUCGCGAGCUGGGCCGAGGCUUUCAGGCGGUGGCGGUCUUGUUCGAGGCGAUGUCGCGAAUGCCCUCAGAGACCCGGCUCCGCUUGUGCUGCCCGUUGUGCCGCUGCGACUGGCCCCAGGAGAAGCAGCGGCUGACGGAGCUCGCGGGCCAGUUGCGUCAGAGCCGCAUCAAACAGGUGGCCAGUCGUUUGGGGAAGUUGGAGGAGGCGUACCGACAAGUGCAGCUGCGGUAUGAGCAGCGGCCGGCGGUGCAGUCCCACCUCCUCGGCUCUGCGCUGGGCAUCCUGGAGAAGAACCUGCACGUCGCUAGCACCUUCUUCAGCUACAGUGGCCCGGCGGUGACCUGCAUCUUGGAAUUCCUGGAAGCGCCGGCCGUCACCCAUUUGUCUUUGUGCUCAGCGGCGACCCGCCAGCACUGCUGGGAGGGGGCCCGGCUGUGUGCGCCCCACAUCAAGAUCCCGGUGGUGCGCUGGGCCCGGCGCUUGAGCGCCCAAAGGGCGCGGAGUUUGCUGGUGGAUCCUUCCCUGGCCACCAUUGGGAAGUUGACCUCCGGCCUGGACGUGCUAAGCUUUGGGAGCUGGCUGCAGGCAGCUGAGCAGCUGCAGGAGAUCAGCAUGGUGGCGGCGGACUGGGAGAGGCUGGACCCUGGCGCCAGCUGCCUGGCCCGGACCUUGCCCAGGAACCUCCAGAUCUUGGACUUAUCCCAGAACGGGCUCACGGAUGAAAGCGUCAUGAACCUGGCCCUGAAGUUGGGAGGCCGGCUGCAGACCUUGACGCUGGAGCUGAACCACAUCACGGCCAAAGGCUUUGGAGCGCUGUUGACGUUGGCGAAGGACGCUGCGGGCUGUAUCCGGAGCUGGGGCUUCAGACACAACCAGCUGAGGGAUGAGUCCUGCAGACUUUUGGCCACGCGCCUGGACCCAGAGGCUCUGGGCGCCCGUGGGCGCCUAGAGUGCUGGGACCUCCGCACCAACGGCAUUGGAGUGGAGGGCUGCAAGUGGCUGGCGCCACUGGUGGGUCACAUGGUCGUGGCCAGACUGGGCUGCAACCCUUUGGGCGACAAAGGAGGAGAGCUGCUGGCGAAUGGCCUGGGCCAGAAACUCCAGGUCCUGGACCUCCGCCAGGCGCAGCUGGGUGAGGCGGCCACGCUGGCGCUGGGCCGCCGGCUCCGCGAGGCGCAGAGCCUCCAGGAGCUGCUGCUCUCGGGGAACCAGAUCGGAGCUUCGGGCGCCCACGCGCUGGCAGAGGGCUGGGCAUGGAUCUCCACGCUGCGCUAUGUGGACCUUGCCGGCAAUCCCAUCGGCGCGGAGGGCGUGGACCUUCUCUCGGACGAGAUGCCCUUCUGGCAGCAGGCUCCAUUCCGCUUGUCCUUGGCCAGCACGGGCUGCGAAGAGCAGAGCGCCCGAAAGAUGGCAGCGGUGUUGCACAAGAACCCCCGGCGGAACCGCGGCUGGACCAUCGAGCUACAAAACAACUCCCUGAGUAGCGGCAUCCUCGUGGAAAUCGCUCGGCUCCUGGAGGAAAGCCUGCCCGGCUUUACGCCACGGUUCCGGUGA
Molecule: messenger RNA, 1878 nt
Organism: Effrenium voratum
Lineage: Eukaryota; Dinophyceae; Suessiales; Symbiodiniaceae
Source: the annotation of a GenBank genome assembly